Messenger RNA from Ostrea edulis (European flat oyster), 3813 nucleotides. Its product is annotated as chymotrypsinogen B-like. The transcript has 4 exons. Gene Ontology annotation, molecular function: serine-type endopeptidase activity. NCBI's taxonomy places the organism in Eukaryota, Metazoa, Mollusca, Bivalvia, Ostreida, Ostreidae. Gene Ontology annotation, biological process: proteolysis. The coding region runs from base 98 to 1474 and encodes 458 amino acids. The record is from RefSeq and is a predicted model, not a curated record.
UCGACCUCUGGUUACAAUAAGUCGCCUACCUAAGUAUUCCAUAUAAAAUAAGGCACCACAUAGAAAAAAAGUAGUAUUGCGUUUUGUUAUAUGGAAUAUGGACUACCGACUGACUGUGAUCACUGCGCUCCUACACGUGUCCCUCCUCUGCAUGGGGAUGGGCGAUUUCCGUACAAGUAACACAACAGCACUUAACUCAACAAGUAAGGAAACAGUUCCCGCAAACACAACACAAAAUUCUCCAUUUCCAGAGAAAAUUUUCUGCGACUCCUACACGGAAUGGACAACUUGGUCAAACUGUAACCGAAACUGUAUGCAGACGCGUAUGCGCAAGUGUCGGAAGAAAGAUACGUGCGGAAAAUCGAGAUUUAAAGAAAAACAACCAUGCAAGCACCGUUCUCGCAAAUGCCCCAACCAUUCAUUUAAAAUCAUUGGUUCUAGUAUACGUAACAGGAGGAUUGAGGAUCGUUUGUAUGACAUUUUCUACCAUCCCUGGACAGCGUGGACAGUAUGUAAUAGUGAUUGCAAAACAAGGCGACGCCGGAAGUGCAAAACUGAUAUCUGUACAGGAGGCUUUUUAGAGGAGGAAAAAUCCUGCGAGAAUACCUCGAAGUGUAACAAGAUAAUGUCGCUUCAUGUGAAAAAUCAACCUCAACACAGACAAGAAAAACUUAAAAGUUUAAGGGUUUUAAACAGUAUCUGUGGAAUUAAAUCUAAUGCAAGAUCCCUUCGAAUAGUGGGAGGACACGAGAGCAUUCCACAUAGUUGGCCAUGGCAGGUAGAGAUUUUGACGAAAAGAAAGAAACAUUUUUGUGGUGGAACGCUGAUUUCUCCUCACUGGGUAUUGACAGCUGCACACUGUAUUGCUAAAAAGGGACGGAAGCGGAAGAUGUUCGUACGGGUUGGUGAACAUGACACAGGUGUGCGUGAAGGAACAGAAAAAGACAUCAGUGUCAGCCGAUAUCUGCCACAUCCAAAAUUUAACUAUAUACUAGUGGCAAAUGACAUAGCUCUUCUCAAACUCUCAAAAGCUGUAUAUGAAUCAAACAGCACGGGGUAUGCUUGCUUACCGAAAAAGAACAAGAGAUCCAGGGUGAGACCGGGGACUUUAUGUAGUACUCUUGGUUGGGGUAAAACAAAUAUCACAGCGCUCCAAUACAAUAAAGCGUUGCAUGAAGUCCAGGUUCCGAUAGUUAAGAAAAAGAAGUGCAGAAAAGCAUUUUCCUUCAGAGUGACGAGCUCCCAGUUGUGUGCUGGCUACUCCAAGGGUAAAAAAGACGCUUGUACAGGCGAUAGUGGUGGACCAUUGCUAUGUCGUAUACCACGUGCACGUGGUCACUAUGGCCAGAGAUGGUACGUUAGUGGGGUAACUAGUUAUGGUGAAGGUUGUGGACAGAAGCGGAAGUUUGGGAUUUACACAGACGUCAGUAAAUUCUAUCGGUGGAUUGUUAAAAAUAUUUCGAAAGACCUGUAGUGUGAAAAUGAUCUAUUGUAAAUAAGUCCGGUAUGCAUAUGGUAGAUUCAUGAUCACAUAUCACGUGACUAAAAGUCCGUGAUGUAUGGCUUGUAGGUCAUCAAAUGAAAAGGUAUUUUUCUUCAUAUUUUAACUUUCAAACGGGAAAACACAGCUGUUUAAAGAUUCUAAAUUGUUAAAUAACUUUUAAUGUUUCUUUACUAACGUUACAAGGUGUUUGGGUGUUUGCAUACCUGUACAGCCACCAUGCAGUUCUACCGAGGAAAUGAGAUAUCAAAACUUUUAAUUUUGAUUGUCACGCAGGCUGUCUGCCAUGAAACUCACCAAUAUUAGCAACUGUGAAACAGAAAACGUUUCAUCUGCGUCGCUUGUAAAUAUACAUAUAUAUGCUGCCAUUGUGGUCAUUGUAACGGUAGUUAUCGUGUGUAAAUAGUUCAUUCCUGUCUCCAUGUUCCUCGAUGAUGUCUUAUAUCGAUAAUUGGGCGAAUAACUGAAUUUUGUACAUAAGCAAAGAAUAGGUUGUCAUUCCAGUUCUCUCUGAAUACUUUGACGGAGGCCAGCUUUUCAAACUGUUGAUAUGCGAUUGUGUUCAGUUAUACACUUUCUAGAACUUUCGUAGAAGUCACUGCUCGUGAAGAACAAGGGUCCCGAGGCACUGAUGGCAGUCAGGCAAAACCUUGUAUUUUAAUAAGGAAGAUUCACAGAGUGGAACAGAAUAUGUCACCACUCUCUAGCUAUUGUGUCACAAAAUGAAACUAUCAUUCAUCCAAAAGACGCAAAAGAAGGUUUUAAAGAUUAAGAAUAACUUCCAGCCCUGGCUUGACAGUGAUCUAGCUUAGAGAAGUUUUUAUACGCCAGUCUUUAGACGGGACGUAUUAUUGUACAGUGAUGUAUGUACGUCCGUCCGUCUGUUUGGGAUUUUCUGUUUCUAAUUUCAUUUCUCUGUCACAUAUCAAGCUGAAACUUGUUUUGUGGAUCACUCUAGAUCAUGUUGCAAUUUUGAUCCAUUUCGACCUCUCUUGUAGGAGUUAGCCCCUUUAUUUAAAAAUUAUUGUUAUAUGGAGGGUACAUGAUUUGUCCGGUUAACCCUCCCACAGUUUUCAAGCGAGAACCUUAUUUUACAGAGUAUUUGUAUGGAUAUUGAAGAUGUGCUUGUGACAAGGGUUUUGAUUUUCUUGAAGUUUUGAAAGAAUUACAAGUUGUUGAACUUAGUCCGUUUUGAGGAAAUAUAUUAGAUAAAGGGCAUGUUUUGUCCUUCUAACUCCUCUCACCGUUUAGAAGCUAGGGUCUUUGUAAAUAACUUGAAGAUGUGCAUAAUGCAAGGAUUUUGAUUCUCACAACAAAUUAAAAUUUUCUUUGAUGUUUUGAAUAUUUACAGGUUGUUGAACUUGGUCAAAUUUGGGGAAAUAUUUUACACACAAAACUCUUUGUUUGUCUAUCUACCUCUUGUCACAGCUAAGACCCUUUAUUCAUUCAAUGUAAAGAAAGUAUGUCACAAGCUGAUGAUGGCUGAUACUACCUGAAGCAAAAUUCUACAAAUUAUGGCAUAAGAAAAACACCCUAUAUACUAUUAAGCAUUUUCACGGGCGUAUUAUGUACCGUUUGUGGUACUCUUGUUAAGUUAUCCAAUAUGACAUUUCAAUCAAAAGGGAAAAUAUAGAGUUUCACAGUGUAAUAGAUGCAAAAGUAUUUGAUUCAGUAAAGAAAAGAGUGUGAUAGAACCCCCUAAGGGUUCGUGUGUAUUGUAUUGUGUACAUGGUGCACAUGCAUACGCCGUGUCAAACCGUUUAAUGUGUAGUGACUUCCUUCGUGCAUAGUAUAUUGUAAUGCUAGCCAUUUCCUCAUGUAUGCGAUGCAGUUGAAUUUUUAUGAAUAUAUCUAUUUCAACGGCUUGGAAUUCCGACAGAAAUAAAAUAUAAAACGUAUAUUUAAUUUUUGAAAAUAUCCAAAGGUAUGAACUGCAUCGCCUCUACACCUGCUUAUUUUUCACAAAGUGCUAACGCGCUGCACGGAGCACCCCAGCAUGAAGCGUCGCAUUUCAUACCCUCAUGUAUUUUCAAAAAUCAUAUAGAUAAUUCAUUCCCCAUUUAUUGUAACCAAUUUGUUCAGAGUGGAUCUCAUUUCUAUGAUAAUAUUACGGUAUUCUGAAACGAAUUGUUCCCAUUAUGCAGUAUCGUAAAAUCAUACAUUAGUGAUGAUGUAUUUCAUAACCACUUAUAUUUUGAUAUGAUUACAUUGUACAAAAUACAUGCAUUCCUUUAUCUAAUAUUACGCAGAUUUGUAAAUGCUUUACAAUCCAUGACGGAUUUUUUCUCAGGGUGCAGACGUUGUUGUCAUUG